UUCCAAAGUAGUGUAUCAUGCUCGUGCCGCCUUCGCCAUUACCGCCCCAUGUGGACUGGGAUGGAUUGACAUCGCUGUCCACAGCACUGGACGCACUACGUGAUCUCAUGCUCUCAGACGUGCUGCUGGAUGUGCCCAUAUUCGUGAUGGGUCAACCGCCGUUGUUGUUUGCAGCAUCCAUGUACGACGAGGACAUGGCGAUGCUGAUCCUAUCACAGAGACAUCGCAUUCCCGUGGACGUGAACGUUGUGGACAACCAUGGCUUUACAGCGCUGCAUUACGCAGCAGACUCGGACGCCGUCGACUUGGUUCGAGCGUUGCUGGAGUGCCCGGACGUCGACGUGCACGCCACGACAGAAGAUUUGUCUGUGCUUGGACACGUCGAGAGUGGUGGACGGACGCCACUGCACCUUGCUUCCUUGCGAGGCAACCUCGCCAUUGUCGAAGCGCUUGUCCUUCAUGAUGCGUCCGUGCUGUCGGACGUGGAUUGGGACGGCAACUCGUCCCUUCGUCUCGCUCAACUUCACGGCCGCACAUCCAUUCAAGAAUUCCUUCAAUCCCAAGAAUGUUCACAUCUUGUUGUGCCACCACCCUCCGUCGAAAGUUGUUUGGACCACGAAAAACGAACCCAACAAACUGUCGCCGCGGCUCGAUACGCUUCCUCUUUAGCGGUACCUGCCGCUUUGGCCAACGUGCACGUGCUCCGGUCCAUCCUGACUAUUGACGAAUGCAACUACGUCACGCAAGCCUUGAUAGCGCACACCAAUCGAGUGGGCUGGCAGACCAAACGACACACGGCGUACCCAACGACGGACCUCCCGAGCUACUGCCUCCCGCAGGUGCAUCUAUGGGUACUAGCCACGUUGCGGUACGUAGCACUCCAUCUCUCGAUUCCUCACACUCUGAAGCUCGCGGCUGUUUCCUGCGAUUCGAGCGGCGUACGGCGGCAUGACUUGUGACCUGUCGUUUCGCGACUUGUUCUACGUCAAGUACGAACGACGGCCAGGCGAUGGCAAUGUGCAAAAUGCCUUGGGGCUGCACUGUGACGGAUCCAUCUUGUCCUUCAACGUGCUGCUGAACCCCCGCAGUGCGUUUGAGGGCGGGGGCACGUUCUUUGCAGACACUGCCGCCACGGUGCACAUUGAACAAGGAGACGCGGCGGUGCAUAGCGGCCGAGUGGUGCACGGCGCUGCACCAGUCAUCGAUGGAAUCCGACUCAUCUUGGUUGGGUUUCUCAACGUACGACAACGAUGUAUGACGAAGUAGUGUAUAUUUUGGUCUUAUAGACUUGAUAUCGAAAUUACAAAUGAGUCC
This is a messenger RNA of Aphanomyces astaci, 1314 nucleotides long. RefSeq lists its product as hypothetical. The transcript has 5 exons. Lineage: Eukaryota; Oomycota; Saprolegniomycetes; Saprolegniales; Verrucalvaceae. Gene Ontology annotation, molecular function: protein binding. The record is from RefSeq and is a predicted model, not a curated record. The coding region runs from base 18 to 959 and encodes 313 amino acids.